This is a messenger RNA of Puntigrus tetrazona (Sumatra barb), 1506 nucleotides long. RefSeq names its product thyrotropin-releasing hormone (gene trh). The record is from RefSeq and is a predicted model, not a curated record. Gene Ontology annotation, biological process: hormone-mediated signaling pathway. Gene Ontology annotation, molecular function: thyrotropin-releasing hormone activity. The transcript is spliced from 3 exons. The coding region runs from base 159 to 785 and encodes 208 amino acids. NCBI's taxonomy places the organism in Eukaryota, Metazoa, Chordata, Actinopteri, Cypriniformes, Cyprinidae. Gene Ontology annotation, cellular component: extracellular region.
AUAAAAUAUUGAUGCGACUUUGACGCUUCACUCCACUAACCCCGACCUGAACGGGUCAGACUCAUCCGACGAGCAGGAGCUUUCACCUCAGAUUCAGCUUCAGGUGAGGCGACUCGUCACUUCAUCCACAGGUGUACGUGAACAGGACGGAGGUCGUGAUGAGGGCGGCGUGCGUGAUCAUCCUGGCCUCUCUGACGGUGUCCGUGUCACCCGGGAGCCAGGCGCAGACCCUGCCGGGCGAGAGCGACCCGUCUCUGGACGAGCUGCUGCAGCUGCUCCGCUCCAUGCUCGCGCAGAUGGAGGACGAGAACAACGGCGAGCAGACGGAGUGGCUGGAGAAGAGACAGCACCCGGGCAAGAGGCAGCACCCCGGGAAGCGCGAGGACGCCGACUACGAGGACGAGGCUUCCGCCCUCCAGAAGAGACAGCACCCCGGGAAGCGCGAGGAGGAGGAGGAGGAGCAGGAGGAGGAGGACAGCGGCCGGCUGAGGAGGCAGCACCCCGGCAAGCGGCUGACUCUGGACGAGCUCUCCAAGCGCCAGCACCCCGGGAAGAGAUACCUGACGCUGCUCCACAAGCGCCAGCACCCCGGCCGGAGAGAGCUGCGGGAGGCGGAGGGGGACUUCUCGGACCCGGCCAAGCGCCAGCACCCCGGGAAGAGACCGUGCGAGGACUGGACCGACUCCGGCUGCGGUCCGGCCGGCGUCCUGCUCGAGCUCCUGGAGAAGCGGCAGCACCCCGGGAAACGCCUCGAGCUGGAGGACGAGCUCACGGAGCGAGAGUGACUGUCUGAGAGCUGUCUGAGUUGUUAGAAGUGAGUGUUCGUUGCUUUCCACGGCGUCCGAUUCACGGGAAACGCUCCCGCCUCCACGUGUCCUGUUUCUGGAUCAACAUCCCGAUCGGCCAAUCGCAACCGAUGGAUGGCUUUCCCCAGUUUUCAGAUGCUUCUGCACUGCUCGCUGGUUUUAGGAAGAAAUCCCGGGUAGCCACGUUUUUACAACAAAUAAAACAGCGGUGGCCAUCGUAGAGGCACGCGCUAUUUGUAGUAAAACUGCGGUUAUCAAAAAACACGGUUCCUACGCUUUAGCUACAAUAAAAGCAGUGUAUGUUUAGGCGUCGGGAUUGAGUGUGUAUUCGGACAGUGAUGUUGAUCCAGAACCCCCACACACUCCACCUCCACCGCUCGCGCUCACGUCUCCGUCUCGUCUCCGGUCUCUGCGCGCGGGACUCCGCUCAACCUGCUCGUCUGUCUUCGGUUCGGUUCGGUUCGGUUCGGCUCAUUUCACUAAUGCAUGCGAGCAGAGGACAUCUCCAGCGACAUCACGCAGAUCUCCAGCGUCGAUAAUCUCCCUCGAAACGGGUUAUUGCCGGAAUAUUUUUCUACGGUAGCCAGCUUAAUUCUUGCAUGACUUGACCUGUACAUGAUUUCGUUAUUUAUUUUUGUUCUAUUGACAAAGAGCAUAUAAAUGAUUAUAAUGUUGUACAAUAAAAUGCUUUCGAUGCGAA